Messenger RNA from Humulus lupulus (European hop), 1785 nucleotides. Its product is annotated as (R)-mandelonitrile lyase 4-like. The transcript has 4 exons. Gene Ontology annotation, molecular function: oxidoreductase activity, acting on CH-OH group of donors; flavin adenine dinucleotide binding. Lineage: Eukaryota; Viridiplantae; Streptophyta; Magnoliopsida; Rosales; Cannabaceae. The record is from RefSeq and is a predicted model, not a curated record. Bases 27 to 1598 code for a protein of 523 amino acids.
AUAGCUCAAACACAGUGACAUUAUAAAUGGCGCCAUUCUUGCUUAUGCUAUUGUCAUUAAGUUUUCAUCACCAACUGCAAGUUCUUGCUCUGCCUAAUCGUUUUCAAGAUGAUUUUAGGUACAUGAAAUCAGUAUACAAUGCAACUGAAAUGCCACCAAAGGAAGAGUAUGACUAUAUAGUUAUCGGAGGAGGCACAGCAGGCUGCCCAAUAGCGGCGACUUUAUCAGAAAAGUACUCCGUCCUCGUCCUCGAAAGGGGUGAUGCCCCUAAUGCACAUCCAAGCGUCUUCACCGCAAGUGGAUUCUUCGCUAAUAUCAUGCAAGAGGACGACGGUGCCACACCGGCACAGAGGUUCACGUCGGAAGACGGAGUUGAAAACUUAAGAGGACGAGUUCUAGGUGGCUCAAGCAUGAUUAACGGCGGCUUCUAUUCGAGAGCCGACGACGAAUUCCUCGCCAACUCCGGCGUAGAAUGGGAUGUGGAUUUGAUGGAGAGAUCAUAUGAGUGGGUUGAAGAGAGCAUAGUUUACCGUCCAAGAUUGGAUGUUUGGCAAUCUUCUACGAGAGAAGCUCUUUUGGAAGCUGGUGUAGUCCCAGACAACGGCUUUACUUUGACUCACAAGGUUGGUACCAAAUCGUCUGGCUCAAUUUUUGACCAAUCUGGGAGAAGGCAUGGAGCUGUGGAGCUUCUCAACCGAGGAAACUUGGAAAACUUGCGAGUUGUUGUGCAGGCCACUGUUCAGAGAAUCAUCUUUUCUACCAAAGCCUCAACACCCUCUGCAAUUGGAGUCAUAUACACCGAUUCAAAAGGAAAGUCUCACAAGGCAUUGGUACGCCAUGAAGGGGAAAUUAUAUUGAGUGCAGGUGCUAUUGGAAGCCCUCAACUUUUGCUACUUAGCGGAAUCGGUCCACAUUCACACCCCAACGUUGGAAAAUUCAUGGCUGACAAUCCUGGCGCAACCAUCAACCUCAUAUUGCCAAAUCCAAUGGAGCUUUCCACAGUAAAAGUUGUGGGAAUUACUAGUGAUUAUAUCAUAGAGACCGCUGUCUCUUACAUUCAACCAAAUACGUCUACAAAUUUGAGUUUAGGUCUCAUUUUUGAAAAAAUCCCAGGGCCUUUGUCAAGAGGCUCCUUGUGGUUGGCUUCUUCGACUGAUGUAAGAGCCACACCACGCGUUCGAUUCAACUACUUUUCCGACCCGAUUGACCUCUCACGUUGCGUUAUGGCAAUAAAAAAAAUUGGUGAUAUGUUGAAAACUGAUGUAAUGGAUCGAUUUAAGCACAAGGGUAGUGAUGGUGAGAGAGAGUUCUUGUUCUAUGGACCAUCUUUGCCGAUGAAUAAUCAUUCAAAUGAUGAUUCGUUAAUUGAAUCCUUUUGUCGAACAAGAGUGAGUACAUUUUGGCAUUAUCAUGGCGGAUGUGUUGUGGGGAAGGUGGUUGACAGUGAUUUUAAAGUGAUGGGAAUUACUUCACUUCGAGUUGUGGAUGGUUCGACUUUCAAUAUCUCUCCUGGGACCAAUCCUCAGGCCACUCUUAUGAUGUUAGGCCGGUACGUCGGGCUUAAGAUGUUGGAAAAAAGAAGAGGACAAUCAAGCUAGAGAUAUGUAUAGUAAAUAUAUAUUCCCUAUAGGAAAAUUAAAAUAAAAUAAAAUAUUUAAAUGGGAACAUAAUACUAUAUAUGUAAUAUCCUAAUAAAAUUGGCAUCUUUUUGAGAAAAUAGAUUCAAGAAUUAUCGACCUGCUGAUUAAGCAACUUGAAACGCACGCAUCUUCAUUUUUCCUAAAU